This is a messenger RNA of Sitodiplosis mosellana (orange wheat blossom midge), 2121 nucleotides long. Its product is annotated as ankyrin repeat, PH and SEC7 domain containing protein secG-like. Gene Ontology annotation, molecular function: protein binding. The coding region runs from base 175 to 1740 and encodes 521 amino acids. Lineage: Eukaryota; Metazoa; Arthropoda; Insecta; Diptera; Cecidomyiidae. The record is from RefSeq and is a predicted model, not a curated record. The transcript has 14 exons.
AGGAAUGUCUCAGUUUUCACUGAUCAGUGAACACGUGCUACAUUCAACUAGUUCCGUUUAUUAGUAGGUGAUAUUUGUGCUUCAAAUAUAUAAUAUAGAUUCGGUCCACUUUCGACAUCGAUAAACAAUUGUUAAACUGUUCUAUAGAUAUUUUGGCAGUGGGAUAAGGAAAAGAUGAAGCUUUUUUUCAUUUUUGCUUUUUGUUCGGCGUUUGCUACUCUACCAAUCUCAGCAGAACAAACACCCAAUGGAUCCUCCGAUAGAGGUGAAGCGGUCAUGGCUCUAUUGCGUAAAUUAUUCAAGUCAGGAAACGUAACUGCAGUCAAAGAAGAACUCAUAAAAAUUGCCCAGACUUGUUCAGACAGUGAAACACCGUUGAGCUUGGCAAUACUUUCCGAAAAUAAAACCAUAGUGAACGCUCUUCUUAAUGAGAAUGGAACUGGGAUUGAUGAUGUUAUUGGAAUCAACAAGUGUACAAUCCUUUAUCGUGCCAUUGUUUUAAAAAACCAAGAGACUGUUGAUCUCCUCAUCGAAAAAGGAGCUAAUGUAAGUGCUAUAAACAAGAACCAUCGAAGACCACUUCAUCAAGCCGCAUCCAAGGGUGACGUGAAAAUCGUUCAAAGUUUGAUGAAAAAAUAUGUGGAUGUUAAUGCCAAAGACUACAAGAAGCAAACACCCCUUCAUCUAGCUGCCUCAAGUGGCCAUAAAGAUGUAGCUGAUGAACUUCUCAAAAACAAAACUACAGAUAUAGAGGCCGUUGACAACGAUGGAAAGACACCUCUUUACUUGGCUGCUGAGAGUGGUCAAACGGACAUGGUGAAAUUUCUGGUUAGAGAGAAGAAAGCAAAUGUCAACAUAACAAGUCGCGAUUUAAAAAGAACACCCCUUCACACAGUCUGUCUGAAAAAGUAUUUAAAUGGCAAGAGUUCUUUAGGUAUAGCGACAAUUCUUGUUGAAGAUGGACAUGCGGAGGUAGAUGCUGAAGACAAUGAAAAGUUUACACCUCUACAAUUCGCUUCGCAAAGUGGCGCUGAUGAUAUCGUCAAAUUUCUUAUACGAAAAGGUGCCGAUGUCACUCACAAAAACAAAGACGGAUAUACACCAAUCCAUACAGCUGCUGAAAAUGGUCAUAAUAGUACGAUUGCAUUGUUGAUCGAAAAGAGCGCAGAUAAGGUAUCGGUCAAUGUCAAUGAUAAAAGUGUUUUGGACGUUACACCUCUUCAUUUGGCUGCUCAGAAUGGUUUUCUGCAAGUUGUUGUCCUUUUACUUCAAAACAAAGCUAUUGUUGAUGCUAAGGAGAAACAUAAUUGGACAGCACUUCACUUCGCAGCAAUUAAUGGUUUUAAAGAUAUUGUUGACAUUCUAAUCAAAGCGGGAGCAAGUGUUGACGCUCAACAGGAGGAUGGAUACACUCCUUUGCAUUUGGUUGCCCAACAUUUUGGAAAGGAUCAUUUGGAAGUGGCCCGCCGUUUAAUUGAAGCGAAUGCAACAACUGAUGCUAAGGAAAAUAAAUACGGUUCGACACCUCUCCAUAUUGCCAUUGGGAAAUUUGCAAUAAAAAACGUUUACCAAGAUAUGGUUGACCUCCUCAUCAAAAAUACUGAUAGAAAUGUAAAAAACAAUAAAGGAGAGACACCGUACUGCAGCGCAAAGGCUUUGAAUAGUCCGAUUGCAGAAAAUUUUGAAACAAUCUUGGCAUCAUUCAGCCAAUCCUGUGACAGUGAAACGGCUUCAUCCUAAUUCAGCCAAUUCAAAAUAAUUAAAUUCAAAUUGAACGAGUGCAUAGAUGUAUACUAAAUGUAUUACAUUAAACAAAGACAUUUGAAUUUCCAUUGCCUACUUUCCGCUACAGCGUGCUAUCAUAAUAUUUAGCAAUGGUUGAUAUUGAUAUUUUUAUACCAAAACUGUAUGCUUUUCAUUCUUUCGAGCCUAUGUUAGCAUAGAAAAUCAUUGUAAAUCUUUAACAAAUAUUGGUUGAGUGUAUAUAGUAAACAAUGGCAUUGAAAAUAUUUUUGUUUUGCUCUCUAUAAAUUGAAUAGAUCUUACCUUCUCUUCAUUACUAUCAAUUUUCGUUUUCAAUUUUGUAACUGUAUUAGUAAAUGCACAUUUCAAACAAUUCUA